Molecule: messenger RNA, 2113 nt
Organism: Phyllopteryx taeniolatus (common seadragon)
Lineage: Eukaryota; Metazoa; Chordata; Actinopteri; Syngnathiformes; Syngnathidae
Gene: thumpd1
Product: THUMP domain containing 1
Exons: 5
Coding region: 672-1883 (403 amino acids)
Biological process (GO): tRNA modification
Molecular function (GO): RNA binding
Source: RefSeq, a predicted model, not a curated record
AUCUAUGAUCAAUGAGGAGGGCAGGCUGAUGCUAUUGGGCGGCCGGGCAUAGGGUAUAUAUUUCCUCAUAUUUAACACAACAAACAGCAAAUAAGGUAUGCGUACAGAUUGUUUUAACCAUUAGGUGUAAUUCAUUCAGCAAAUAAUUUGUUGACUAUUUGUUUCGUGCUAUCUUUGUUCCUCCUCACGCAGAGUAGACACCUUGUGUAAACAGAAAUGAGGCGUCCGUCACCAUAUUGGCUUUUCUCACAUUUAAUACGACCGAGGAACAGAUAUACAGUGUAAUGAAUAUAUACAACAAGAAUGAGUAAAUAAACGAUUGAAAUAUUUCAUUUACGAAACUCGCUCGCGAACUCUUUGUCCCUCCUCGCACGCCAUAGAAUCCCCCCAAAACGUGAGUGUGUCGUCCUUCCGUCACCGAGUUCCAUUUUCCAUUGAACGCACGUUUGUAACAACACGUUCAACUUUACUGCAAUAAACCCACGACGUGUUUAUUUAUUUUUUAUUGCGUGGCUUGUCGCUUUAAAGCCGCUUUGCCUCCUGCCGCCGAGCCUGCUGAGCUAAGCGGCUACCACACGAGAGCUAAAAAAAAAUAAAAAUAAAAGGAAGGAAAAAUAACAGGCGCAAACAUCCUAUUUAUUAAUAGCUGAAUCGGUGACGUCAUCGCCAACAUGUCGGCGGCGCAGAACGAGUUUCGGAAGCGCGGCAAGAAGCACUUCGGAGGCGGUCAGCAUCACGCUAAACGCUGGAGGGGCUCCAGGGAGCUAGAGGUGGGCAUGCAAGGCAUCCUGAUCACAUGCAACAUGAACCAGAGAAAGUGCACGGCGGAGGCCUUCAACCUGCUCAACGAGUACGCAGACCAGCUGUACGGAGCCGAGAAGUUUGAUGAUGAUGCUGGAGGCUGCAAUGAAGAAGAAGAAAACGCCAAAGAAGAAGAAGAUGUGGAGGAGGCUCUGAAGAAGGAGAUGGCGCAGCUGCGAGCAUACGGUGGGAGACAGGAGCGACGUUUCCAGGCUCUGGAGAGCGGGGCCAACAACGUCAUCUUCAUCAGGACCCGCAACCUGGAGUCUGACAGGCUGGUUCAUCACAUCCUGUCCGAUCUACACGCCACCAAGAAGAAGAAGACGCGCGUCAUCCUUCGCAUGCUUCCGGUAACAGGCACGUGCAGGGCCUUCCCGGAGGACAUAAUGAGAUAUCUGGCCACCUUCCUAGAGCCUUGGUUCAAGAAGCCCAACUGUGCCACCUACCAGAUUGCCUUCAAGGCGCGCAACAACAGCCACAACAAGAGAGACGAUGUCAUCAAGGCUAUCGCCGGCCUGGUGGGCAAGCUGAACCCCAAGAACAAGGUGGACCUGACCCAGCCGGACCUCACCAUCAUCUUGGAGGUGAUCAAGGCCGUAUGCUGUGUCAGCGUGGUCCGCGAGUACACGCGCUACAGGAAGUACAACCUGCAGGAAGUGGUCAAGGAUGAAGAGCCCAAGAAGGAGGAAGGCGGCACUGUAACCGAAAAAGCAGCUGAAGCAGCAGUCAGCGAGGAGAACGCGGCCAAAAAGGAGGAAACCAACACCGUAACCGAGAAAGUAUCUGAAGCAGGAGCCGGCGAGGAGAGCGCGGCCAAAAAGGAGGAAACCAACACCGUAACCGAAAAAGCAUCUGAAGCAGCAGCCAGUGAGAAGGAGGCACCCAAGGAGGAAGAAGGCAACACCGUAACCGACACAGCAGUAGUAGACAGCGGUGAGGCGGAAGAAGCCAAAGAGAAAGAAGGUGAAGCUGUCACUGAAACAGCAGCAACAGGCACUGGAGAGCUGGAGGAGGAGGAAGACAUGCAGGAAGAAUCUGCAAAGGAGGACGAUGAUGAUAAGGGUGAAGGGGAUGGAAAGUAACUUUUUUUUAUUGUCAUUUUAUUUUAUUUUGCAAAAGUAGAUUUUUUGUUUUUUGUUUUUUGUUUUUUUUUAAAUCAAGCGAGGUUAGUAAGCUGUUGAUGCGCUGUCUUUUUAACCUUCCAACUUUUUUUUUUUUUUUUUUACUUUUAGAUUUUGGUUGUCAUUGUUUGUAACAUUCUGGUUUUCUGUAAAGAAAUGUCCAGAAUUAAACGUGGUUUUGACUCCUCUUU